Molecule: messenger RNA, 1491 nt
Organism: Brettanomyces nanus
Lineage: Eukaryota; Fungi; Ascomycota; Pichiomycetes; Pichiales; Pichiaceae
Exons: 2
Coding region: 1-1491 (496 amino acids)
Biological process (GO): positive regulation of transcription by RNA polymerase II
Cellular component (GO): nucleus
Molecular function (GO): DNA-binding transcription factor activity; transcription cis-regulatory region binding
Source: RefSeq, a predicted model, not a curated record
AUGGAGAGCGACUCUGCUGAUGCUCUGACGAUAGAUUCUAGUACAAACUCGUUCGACAUUUCACACAUCAAUAACAUCUUUCCUGUCGUCAGCACCCAUACGAGGCUUCCAUAUUUCAUCAGCAGACCUGUGUCAAUUGACUCUUUUCAGUUUUCGGGCAAUCAUAAGAAGUACUUGGAGUACUUCUGUGAUGAUUUCGCACGCGUAAUCUGUCCAUUAACCCCUACUCCUGAUUUAAACCCGGCCAAGGACAUUCUUUUAUAUUAUGCUAGGGAUAACAAUUAUUUAUUAUGCGCAGUUCUGUCAUGUGGUGCUUUGCAAUUGCAUCGCAAGAGCCAUGAUCCAAGAGAUGAAGCAAACUACUGCAACUAUUUGUCUACAUGCAUUCAGUUACUUUCCUCAGUCUUGGCUGAUGAGGCCAAAAUAAAGGAGAAAAUUGAACCCAUGAUCCUCACCAUUCUACUACUGACGUCUUACACUGCUAUGUCAAAUAUUCAGAAAUGGAGACCACAUUUAAAAGCAGUCAAGGAGCUAUUGGCUGCCUAUGUUCCACCUGCUGAUAAGUCUUCCCUUGACAGUGCCUAUGUGAUGGCUUUCUGUAGAGCAUGGUAUACAUCGAUUGAGGUAAUUGCAGGAUUGACUGCUCCUCAUGGAGGUACGGCAGAAAGUGAGGACGAAAUUGACUCAAUCAUUUUUGACAUUCCGAAUUUGAAGUUUUAUCUGGAGGGAAUGAGGAUUUCUCGUAAAGAUGACUUCAACAUUCUUUAUGGCUAUACAAACAGGUUAGCAAUGACUCUACAGAAGACGGUAAAAUAUAUGCGACGGGUUCGGGCUUAUCGUGAAGAGCUGAAACACAAUCCCUACGCCAAACCUGACAUUGAUCUAGAAGAGUACGGUAAAAUGUUUCAGGAGAUUUGGCAGAACGAGAAAUUCUAUGUUAUCAGUAAAGAUGGAAUAAUUCCACGUGAUCACUUCAUGCAUCCCGACAAUAACUCGGAACCUCCUCCUGGGUUCCAACCCCUUUCAAGCGAGGCUAUAGAAAAGAUAGUGCUAAAGACUGGAGAAGAAGUAUGCAUCUCUUGGUAUGAUAUUAGCCACCAGUCGUUUGUUUGGGCGGCCAUACUUGUGAUGCUUUCGAUGAUGGCUCAACUGCCCAAAAAGCAUUAUAUGGUGCAACAGGCCGUCCACAAAGUACUUGACUUGAUGGUUUUUCUCCACUCCAAGAACAGGAUUACCGGCUAUGUAUUGAUGCUACUACAAUGUUCUAUGUAUAUUACCGGGUUGAACUGUAUCAACACGGAAGACCGACGCUUGGUUCUCAAAUUCUUCGACAACUUAAACGUGAUGGGUAAUGUAUCUGCCUCAGUGAAUACAGAGAAAUUGAAACGGAAGUGGAAACGAUACGAUGAAAAUAGGAACAAUAUUCCAUUCGACAAGGAAUUCGAUGACUUUGACGAGGAGGAACUCCCUGAAGACAUAAUUAGUUAUUAA